This is a messenger RNA of Nymphaea colorata (pocket water lily), 3990 nucleotides long. RefSeq names its product trafficking protein particle complex II-specific subunit 120 homolog. The transcript has 10 exons. NCBI's taxonomy places the organism in Eukaryota, Viridiplantae, Streptophyta, Magnoliopsida, Nymphaeales, Nymphaeaceae. The record is from RefSeq and is a predicted model, not a curated record. Gene Ontology annotation, cellular component: trans-Golgi network. Bases 31 to 3684 code for a protein of 1217 amino acids.
UCUAUAUAAAGAUGUUGAGGCCUCAGUCGAAUGCAAACUGUAACUCCAAUGGAGCCGGACGUCAGCAUCGAGGGCGGGUGUAUGAUCCGGGUGGCGGUGCUGCCAAUCGGCCUCGUGCCGAAGGCGCGACUCCGUGAUUAUGCGGCAAUGCUCUCUCGCCACCAGCGCGUGGAGCUCUCGGCCAUCAGCUCAUUCUACACAGAGCACCAGAAGAGCCCCUUCACUCACCAGCCCUGGGAUUCCGGCAGCCUCCGCUUCCGCUUCCUCCUUGGCGGAACCCAGACCAGCCCUUGGGACGACUUUCAGUCUUGCCGCAAGAUCCUCGCUGUUAUCGGCCUCUGCCACCUUCCUUCCCUUCCCGACCUCGACGUCGUGGCCGACCAGUUUGCUUCCGCCUCCCGCCCCUACUCCUCCUCUCUCGUCCAGCGCUGCUUCGCCUUCUGCCCCAACGACGCCCAGUUGGAGGAUGGUAGUAAAAGGGGAGGCAGCAUAGUGUUGUUCCCACCUUCUGAUCGGCACACUCAAGAGUUUCACUUGCAGACGAUGAUGCAAGAUAUUGCUGCCUCGCUAUUGAUGGAAUUUGAAAAAUGGGUUCUUCGUGCAGAAUCUGCUGGAACCAUUGUGAAGACACCUCUAGAUUCUCAAGCUAGCCUGAUCUCAGAGGAGGUGAUAAAGGCUAAAAAAAGGCGGCUUGGGCGAGCUCAAAAGACAGUAGGGGAUUACUGCCUGUUGGCUGGCUCUCCAGUUGAUGCAAAUGCACACUACUCUACUGCAAUUGAACUUGCAAGGUUGACAGGGGAUGUUUUUUGGCAUGCUGGUGCUGUGGAGGGCAGUGUAUGUGCCUUGUUGAUAGAUCGGAUGGGCCAAAAGGAUCAAGUCCUAGAGGAUGAGGUGAAAUACCGUUAUUAUGAUGUGAUCCAACUUUACAGAAGAUCCUUUAUACAAGAUAAUGCCCAAAGAGUUUCAACUGUUAGCUUUGAAUUGGAGGCUACACUAAAAUUGGCUAGGUUUCUUUGCCGGCGAGAAUUGGCGAAAGAAGUUGUUGACUUGUUAACAAAUGCUGCUGAUGGUGCAAAAUCGCUAAUUGAUGCAAGCGAUCGUUUAAUCUUGUAUGUUGAGAUAGCACGUUUAUUUGGAACCCUUGGCUAUGCUCGCAAAGCUGCAUUUUUCUCGAGACAGGUUGCUCAGUUGUAUUUGCAGCAAGACAAUUCUUUGGCUGCUAGUAGUGCUUUACAAGUGUUGGCAAUGACAUCAAAAGCAUAUCGUGUGCAAAGUAAAGGAUCCAGCUCAGUAUAUUCUCAUUCAUCUUCAAAGGUAAAAGAGCUACAGUCUUGCAAUUCUGAAAGUGGAAGGAACCAUUCUCAAUCAGUAGUUGCAUUGUUCGAAUCACACUGGAGUACCAUCCAAAUGGUUGUUCUUAGAGAGAUAUUGCUGUCUUCUGUUCGUGCUGGCGAUCCUCUUGCUGCAUGGAGUGCAGCAGCUCGCCUUCUUAGAUCUUAUUAUCCCCUUAUCACUCCUGCUGGCCAAAGUGGCCUUGCUAGUGCACUUGCAAAUUCAGCAGAGAGAAUCCCCUCAGGAACUCGGUGUGCUGAUCCUGCUCUUCCAUUUAUCAGGUUACAUUCCUUUCCAUUACAUCCUUCACAAAUGGAUAUUGUAAAGAGAAAUCCAGCAAAAGAGGAAUGGUGGAUGGGAUCUGCUCCUACUGGUCCUUUUAUCUACACACCUUUCAGCAAAGGAGAGCCAAGUGAUGGAAAUAAGCAGGAGCUGACUUGGAUAGUUGGGGAACCAGUUCAAGUUUUGGUGGAGUUGGCAAAUCCGUGUGCUUUUGACUUAACUGUUGAUAGCAUAUACCUUUCAGUUCACUCUGGAAAUUUCAAUGCUUUCCCCACGAGUGUUUGUCUUGCCCCUAACUCAGCCAAGACUAUAUCAUUAUCUGGUGUUCCAACUUCAGUUGGUCCAUUGACAGUUCCAGGAUGCAUAGUACAUUGUUUUGGUGUAAUAACUGAGCACCUUUUCAAAGAUGUUGAGAACUUGUUACUUGGAGCCACACAGGGCCUGGUACUUUCAGAUCCUUUUCGCAGCUGUGGAUCAUCAAAGUUCCGGAAAAUUUUGACACCAAAUAUUUCUGUGCUACCUCCCUUGCCACUACUUGGCUCUCAUGUUGUUGGAGGUGGCGAUGCUGCCAUGUUGUAUGAAGGUGAAAUUCGUGAUGUUUCUAUAAACAUAGCAAAUGCUGGGACUGUUCCUGUUGAAGAGGCACAUAUCUCUUUCUCUGGUAGAAAUCAAGAUUCUAUUUUGUCAGUUGCACGUGAAAUUCUAAAGUCUGCUCUCCCUCUGAAGCCUGGUGCAGAAGUCACAAUUCCUGUGACAAUAAAAGCUUGGCAACUUAGUUUACUGGAUUCUGAUAACGUUAUCAACAGAAAUACAUCUGGAAGCAGUGGGAGAAUUUCCAAAGAAGGAAGUAGUCCCCUGUUAAUUAUUCAUUAUGCAGGACCACGAGAAGCUGUAGAUGUAGGUCCAAACAGUGAGCAUGUCCUUCCUCCUGGUAGACGCCUUGUUGUUCCACUAAAUAUAUGUGUUUUACAAGGAUUAUGUCUUGUUAAGGCUCGUUUACUGUCUAUGGAAAUUCCUGCUCGUGUAACAGAAACAAUUCCUGCACCUUCUCAGGAAGAGCAAGUCAAUGAUGGUAAUGAGUCAAGAGGUAGAACUGGCAGCUUGGUCAAGAUUGAUCCCUAUAGGGGAAGCUGGGGUCUUCGUCUUCUUGAGCUUGAGUUGUCUAAUCCAACAGAUGUUGUGUUUGAUGUCAGUGUGUGUGUCCAGCUAGAAGGACACAAAGGGAGCAUGAAUGGGCGAGCCUUGGAGUUAAAUGACAAUGAAAAUGCUGACUUUGAUUAUCAUAGGACUCGAAUAGACAGGGAUUACUCAGCCCGGGUGCUAAUACCACUUGAACAUUUCAAACUACCUGUUCUGGAUGGAUCAUUUUUUGGAAAACAGCCUCGUCAAGGAGAGGGCAACAGGAGUCCAGCAAUUACAGAAAAGCAUAUGAAAGCUGAGCUAAAUGCAUCUAUCAAGAACCUAACUUCAAGAAUAAAAGUGAGAUGGCAUUCUGGACGGAAUAGUUUUGGAGAAAUGAACAUUAAAGAUGCAAUCCAGGCAGCAUUGCAGACUUCUGUUAUGGAUAUCUUGCUACCUGACCCUUUGACAUUUGGUUUUCGGAUUUCUGCCAAAGAACGUUUCUUUGCUGAUAUUGAUGACCACAGUCCUGUUGGCAAUUCUGUGGAGACCAUCAUUACAAGUAAUGCAAGUCCCAAAAGUUCCAUAUUGACGCAUCGUAUGACUCCUAUGGAACUUCUUGUUCGCAAUAACACAAAGGAGGUCAUCAAUAUGAAACUCAGCAUCAGUUGCAGAGAUGUAGCUGGAGCAAAUUGCUUUGAGGGAAACAAGAUAACGGUCCUUUGGGCUGGUGUGUUGUCCGCAAUCUGCUUGGAGGUUCCCCCACUUCAAGAGAUAGCUCAUUCAUUUUCCUUGUAUUUCCUCGUGCCUGGUGAGUACACGUUACUGGGUGCUGCUGUAAUUGAUGAAACGAACGAGAUCCUCAGAGCACGUGCCAGGACGGACUCGCCUGAUGAACCCAUAUUCUGUAGCGGUGCACCAUUCCAUGUGCGCGUUGGCGGGACAACCUAAAGCAGUUAGGGACCUCCGCUCUUGUGCUUUCCAUUUGUUAAACCCUUAAUUUCUCUCCUUCCUCCUCCUUUUUGAUGUUGUAAAAGCCAGUGCUUCCCAUGGCACCAAUUGUAUGAUUCAUUUAGAGGUAUCCUUUUCUUUCACAAUUCUUUUCCUCCUUUUUUUUAGUGUAAGUUCUUUGUAAGAUAUAGGUUUUUCAUAAGCUGGACGCUGAUUGUACACGAAUAUAUGAGGAUGAAAAUUGAAAAAAACGGCCCUUAUAUUUUCCAUCUGGAUUGGAGAUGCAAUCCAUACAGUUGCUAUUUU